Molecule: messenger RNA, 2034 nt
Organism: Xyrauchen texanus (razorback sucker)
Lineage: Eukaryota; Metazoa; Chordata; Actinopteri; Cypriniformes; Catostomidae
Product: OX-2 membrane glycoprotein-like
Exons: 5
Coding region: 70-867 (265 amino acids)
Molecular function (GO): cell-cell adhesion mediator activity
Source: RefSeq, a predicted model, not a curated record
CACAGCUGGUAUCACACUGAGUCUGUUCAUAGAUAGCUCUAGACUAGUAGACCCCAUACAAAGUUAGUCAUGUUGCGUUUUCUUAUUAUUUUAAGCUUGCUUGGAAGAGCUUAUCUUUUAGAUAUAAUAUCUAAUGGAGAUUCAACUGUUUUAUUCGGUGAUGAUGCCUCACUCUCUUGUACACUGCCAAACGCAUCUGGAGUUAAACAAGUGACCUGGCAGCGGGUGCGCGCUGAUGAACGCGCACAAACACUGGCCACAUUCAGUGAACGCUUCCAAAAGCAUGUGGAUGAACAAUUUGUUGGAAAAGUCAUCUUCACCGUGGCGUCAUUUAAUUCAACGUCCAUUGUGAUAAAAAACGUAACAUUUGAAGACGAGGCUUGCUACAUUUGUUCCUUCAAACUGUAUCCAGUAGGACCCAAACGGGAAACCAUGUGCCUCACUGUUAAAGGUAUAUCCAAAAUAAUAGCAACACUGAAUGCUGCACCCAAUUCUGAUGUUAAAAUCUCAUGUUCAGCCACUGGUAAACCUACUCCAACUCUCCAUUGGAAAUCCACAGAGAAAGAGCUGAACCUCAGGUUGAACAAUUUCACAGUGCUGAACAAAGACAGCUCAUACACUGUUACAAGUAACCUCACAUUUCCAAAGACACAUUUCCAAGGGAAGUAUGUAGAAUGUUUAGCUCAAAGUGGCACCAUGGAGAGCGGCUUCAAAAUCUAUGUUCCUGGAGAAGAAAAUAAUGCCACAUUAAGAAAUUAUAUCAUUACAAUUGUGGUCCUCAUUAUCGUCUGUGUUGUAAUUGCUGCAGUCUAUCUUUACAUCAAGUUAAAUGAUUCUAAAGUGAAAACAUCUGCUUCUACUUCAUAAACUGCAACACAUCUCUGGAUUGCACAGCUGCCACUUAAUACAGCAAUCUAAAAAUCUUUUGUUGUCUGUACAAAAGAUCACAUAUUCACAUUCUUGGAUAAGCUAUUUAAUAUAAUAUACAUUUAAAAAAUUUAUAGAUUGUACACACUGUAUUAUUAAUGAAAAUUAUUAUUAAACCAUAUUAUAUUAAUGAUAAAUAAUACUAAUUAAUAAUAAUAAUACAAAAAGUAAGUGUUUUUCAAGGAUCCUGGAUUCUCCAUCUAUACAUGUCCAAAAGGAUCAGGGUCUGUGAGUAGUGUGCGUGUUUGUGUUUAUUUUGGGGAGACCGGAGCUGUUGUCACACAUUUUUACUCCAGUGGAUAUAUCUCAGGAUAGAUACAUUUUUGCAAGUCAAUUUCUUUAGGCACAUACAGAUGGGAAAAAUGUAAAUGUGACAUCAAACAUCACUGGUGGUCGAUUACAUCUGCUACCUCAAAGAGAUGGAGGACCUGCUCAGGGUAUGUGCCUCCACCUCUGACAAUUCCACCUCCCAGUCUGUGUCCUGCCCUGCCUCUGGUUUUCUUCUUGGAGACCUCUCUUCCCAACCCAUCCCUGGAUUUUAUGACUGCCACCGACCCAAUGGUCUUCCCCGGCUCAUUCUUUUCUCACCACUGGUGCUUCCCCAGAGGAGCCCACCGUUGUUGCAGUUUUCUUUGGAGGUGCCCUCUCACUCCAAGUAUCUUCACUCUCGCCAGUCUUCCCUCUCUAGAGUUUCUAGACCUCAUCCCAGCUCUGAAGCCGCUCAACUCUCUUCCUGCUCUGGAGCCGCUCAACCUCAUCUCCACUCUGGAACCACCUGACACUUUUCCUGCUCCGAGCUACCUACCCUUGGGUUCCCUACUCAUGUUCUAAGCUGUCUUACCUACAGGACCCUGCUCUCACCCUGGAGCUUCUGAAACAUGCUCCUCAUUCCCUUGGUUAACCAUGCCUGAACUCCCCUGGACUGUUCCACUGGCCCCGCCCUGGACUGAUUCUUCUGAUUGUGAUUUUGAUCUUUUGUGUUUAAUCAGGUUGGGAUCCAGGUGUACUGUGGGGAGGGGGUAGUAUCAUGAUCUCGACACAAGUCUGGGUUUCUUUUUAUGUCUGGAUCAUGUCACCUGUUUCUAGUGUAUAUAUAUAUAUAUAUAU